Messenger RNA from Elgaria multicarinata webbii, 3413 nucleotides. RefSeq names its product RNA sensor RIG-I (gene RIGI). Gene Ontology annotation, cellular component: cytoplasm. The record is from RefSeq and is a predicted model, not a curated record. The transcript has 18 exons. Gene Ontology annotation, biological process: antiviral innate immune response; cytoplasmic pattern recognition receptor signaling pathway. Gene Ontology annotation, molecular function: ATP binding; single-stranded RNA binding; double-stranded RNA binding. NCBI's taxonomy places the organism in Eukaryota, Metazoa, Chordata, Lepidosauria, Squamata, Anguidae. The coding region runs from base 195 to 2978 and encodes 927 amino acids.
CCCAUCGACGCGCUCAUGCUAUAACUAAGGGGUGGCGCCGGCGCGGGGAAGGAGACUCAGGGGAGGACUCAGCCGGCCUAUUGGGUCGGUCGGUCGGGAAGUCGUAUUGCUCUGCCUGAGAGAAUUUGCUGCAAGGGAGGAUUUCUGCAGAGUUAAGCUAGAGGGGAGAGACCCGUGCAAAGGAAUAAGUCGAGAUGACCGCGGAGGAGAAGGAGAGCCUGCGUCGCUUCGAGCGUUAUAUCGUGAAGACGCUGAAUCCUACUUAUAUACUGAGCUACAUGAAGGCCUGGUUCACCGAGGAGACCGUGGAGAAGAUCCAAGUGUUUAAGGAGACGCCCACCACUGCCGCAGAGCUGUUUCUACAAUCUAUUCUUGAACUUUCGACGCAGGGAUGGUUCCGUGGGUUUCUGGAUGCGUUGAAUGCAGCAGGUUACACUGGCCUUCAUCAAGCAAUUAAAAACUGGGAUUUCCAGAUGAUUGAAAAUUUGGAACUCCACAGAGAGUUGUUGAAACGGAUUGAGCCGUCUUUGUGGGACAUUGAUCCUGACCAAGUACUUCCCUACAUGAAGGACUGUUUCAUAGACCAGGAGUGGCAAGAAAUUCGGCAGGCUAAAACAAACCGUGGCAGAAGAGGAGGUGCAACGAAACUGUUAGAAUGCCUGUCUAGGUCAGAUAAGGAGAACUGGCCUAAAACCUUCCAGCUGGCCCUGGAGCAGGCCGAAUACUACAAUGAAAGCAAACUGUGGGACUUGAAAGGAGGUAAUGAUAAUGACACAGAUGUUGAAAUGUCAAAUGAAGAUGAGGACAACAGUGUCGUUGACAUACAGUUACAAUACUCUGAAGAGGCAGAGUUUGACGAUCUCAGUGAAACUCCGCGUUCACCUUCAAGUGCCUCUCAGCAAGCCAUUUAUGUUCCAAAAGAGGCUAGAAGCUACCAGACUGAACUUGCCCAGCCUGCACUCAAUGGCAAACAUACCAUAAUUUGCGCCCCUACUGGAUCUGGGAAGACUUUUGUGUCUGUUAUGAUAUGUGACCAUCACCUCCGUAACAGGCCUGCCGGACAGAGAGGGAAAGUGGUCUUCCUCGCUACCAAAGUCCCAGUAUAUGAGCAGCAGAAGAAAGUUUUCCAGGAGUAUUUCAAAAGAAGCGACUAUACUGUUGCAGGGAUAUGUGGGGAAAUAGCUGCGAACUGCCCUGCAGCUAUGAUUAUUGAGGGCAGUGAUAUCACGGUCAUGACGCCGCAGAUUCUUUUGAAUUGUCUCAAGGAUGGAACACUCUCUUCCCUUUCAUUAUUAACGCUGAUGAUUUUUGACGAGUGCCACAACACUAUUGGGAAUCACCCCUACAGUGUAUUGAUGUCCAGGUACUUGGACACUAAAUUUGAACAACCUGGCACCCCGCUACCUCAGAUUGUAGGAUUGACAGCUUCUCUUGGAGUGGGCAGUGCCAAGAACCUGGGGGAGACCAUAGAAUACAUUUGUAAGAUUUGUGCAUCGCUCAAUGCUGAAGCCAUAUCAACAGUCCGAGAGAACACAAAGGAACUGGAGGAAAUUGUCUACAAGCCUCAAAAAUCAAUUAGCCUUGUUAGGAAACGUCCCCAAAAUCGCUUUGUGGAGAUUAUUUGGCACAUGAUGUUUGAAACUGAAGGAUUGGCAAGAAAACUGUAUGCUAUAGAUACUUUGUCUCACAUCAAGAAUAGGAUUUUUGGAACCCAAAAAUAUGAGCAGUGGAUAGUUGAAGUACAGAAGAAAUGCUGUGUGUUAGAGCUGUCAAAUAAAGACGAAGAAAGCCGGGUUUGCAGGGCUCUUUUUAUUUACACAGAGCACCUCCGGAAAUAUAACGACGCCCUCAUUAUUAAUGAAGAUGCACGUACCAAGGAUGCAGUGGCUUAUCUGAAGGAAUUCUUUGAGAACAUGCAAAGUUGGGUACUUGAUGAAAUUGAAAAGCAGUUGGCGUCAAAUUUUGAAGCUAACUUGCCAGAGCUGAAUGCAGCUUCUCAAGAUGAAUCCUAUGAAAAUCCCAAAUUGGAAGAUGUUACAUUUAUCUUGGAAGAAGAAUACCGCUGCAAACCGCAUACUCGCACUAUUCUAUUUGUUAAGACAAGAGCACUAGCGGCUGCAUUGAAGAAUUGGAUAGAAGAAAGCCCUCAACUCCGACACCUAAAGCCAGAUGUGCUGAUGGGACGUGGGAAAAGAAAUCAAGACACAGGCAUGACCCUCCCAAAUCAAAAGGGCGUCUUGGACUCCUUCAAAACUGAUGGGGACAGCAAGAUGCUCAUAGCUACUUCUGUUGCUGAUGAAGGGAUUGACAUUGCCCAGUGCAACCUUGUCCUGCUGUACGAAUAUACGGGCAACGUCACCAAAAUGAUACAAGUCAGAGGUCGCGGAAGGGCAAAAGACAGCAAGUGCAUCCUUGUGACUAGCAAAAAAGAACAGGAGGAGAAUGAGAAAAGUAACAUGAUUAAGGAGAAGAUGAUGAACGAAGCCAUUGUGAUUGUGCAGAAUUUGAAGGAGGAAACAUUUGCACAGAAGAUAAAUGACUUCCAAAAGAUACAAAAGAAGAUGCAAGAUUCUAAGAAAAAAGAACCCCAGCCAAAGCCCCUGAAGGGUAAUAGAAGAUUGUUGUGUGUGAAAUGCAAAACGUAUGCUUGCGACACAGAGCACAUCAGAGUGAUCGAGGGAUCCCACCAUACUGUCGUAGAUGAGAAUUUCAGGAAACGGUAUAGAACAGAGCCUCACAACAAACCAAUCCACUACGGCAAUUUUGAGAAAAGAUGCAAGGUGUACUGCAAUGCUGACAAAUGCCAUCAUGACUGGGGAAUCACGGUGAAGUACAAGGCAUUUGAGGACUUGCCCAUCAUCAAAAUCGAUAGCUUUUCAGUGGAGGAUGUUGCCACAGGGAGGAGGUCAUAUUUCCGGAAAUGGAAAGAUGCUAAUUUUGCCAUGAAAGAAUUUGAUAUUGAAGAAAUGUCUGAUUGAAAUGCAGAACUGUCUGAUCUGCUGUUUAACUGAGUCCUGAAUGUACAAACCGAUCCUGCUAUUUUAAAAGUCACUUGCUGGCUUACAUAGAAAAAGGCUAAAACAUUAUGCACUUUUUCCACUUGGGGAGUAUUAAAUUCUGGAUUUCAGUGAUUGCAAAUCCAGUAUAAAAUAGCAUUGACAUCCAUUUAACUUUUAGUAGUGUUAGCUGCAUAUUAGUCAGUACAGCUUCAUGAAAUUCCAUUCUGAAAGCCUUUAUUUUAAAAAUGAAUACCCACUUGGGAGCUUGACAAUCUUACAGUACUUGACACCAAUAAAAUUGAUGUCAUUAUUAAACUGUCUAUAGCUUUGACUUCUGCAGUUGGGUUUGAGAUUGUUAUUGCUCUGGAGGGCAUCCUUUGACUGUGUGGUUUGACAUUAAAUGUUUACUUGAAA